GCGAUCCGGCACCGUACCGCUACAAAACCAAACCAAAAUUAUUGGUGUUAGUAGGGAACCGUAACGGUGUUUUAAACCAUGCCUUUCUCUCGGGUUCGUGGAGAUGUGAAGAGGAGCAAGAGCCCCGCGCUGCAUUAGCUCCAGUGUGAAAUGCUGGCCUGUGUGCCAGUGGCAGGUGACCUUUCCCUCCAGCUUCUCUCCCACACGCAGAUGAACACUGGACCUCAGAAAUGGGACACUACACAGAAAAUGAGAUCGGCACAGUAUCCAACCCCAGCGGAACUGGAUGCCUAUGCUAAGAAAGUCGCCAACAGCCCGCUGACGAUAAAAAUCUUCCCCAACAGCGUCAAAGUCCCUCAGAGGAAGCACAUCCGCCGCACGGUGAACGGGCUCGACACGUCCAGCCAGCGCUAUAGCCCCUACCCGUCUCAGGCCAGCGCCAAGGCCGGCCUCCUCGCCAUCGUCAAAGUCCCCCUGAAGGGGAUCCUCAAAGGCUUCGACGGCGGCCGAGCGCGCCUACUCCCCGAGGUCGCCAUGAACCGCCCCGGCGGACCCUAUGUCACUCAGAGCACUUUAACCCACCCUCAGACUGUCCCCCUCCAGCAGGGUCACCCACUGCCACAGCCUCUGGCACUGCAGCAAGGCUUGGCCCAUCCACAAACUUUACAGGGACAGCAAGGCCUGGCCCAUCCACAAACUUUACAGGGACAGCAAGGCCUGGCCCAUCCACAAACUUUACAGGCACAACAGCAGCCAGGGCCCCAGGGCCUGAGGCACCUGCCCAGCAUGGCCCAGCCGCCCGGCCUGCAGCACCCCCAGGGCCUGCCCUCGACGCAGCCUCUCUCCCACACCCCCAGCAUGGGCCCCCUGCCCCCCAACAUCCUGCUGCAGCAGCAGCAGCAGCUGCCGGGCCUGCACGGGCCGAGGAAGGUGCCAGACUCCGACGCCCCACCCAACGUGACCGUGUCUACCUCAACCAUCCCCCUGUCCAUGGCCUCCACCCUGCACCAGAGCCGGCCGGCGGACCUGAGCAGUAUCGUGCACCAGAUCAGCCAGUUCUGCCAGCCGCGUCCCGGCAUCAGCUCUACCUCCGUGUGCGAGGGUCAGAUCGCCAACCCCAGCCCCAUCAAUCGCAACCUGCUCAUCAACGCCAGCUCCAGGGUGUCCGUGCAGACCCACGCCCCUGCCCCUGGCCCCGCCCCCACCGCCCUCCCGUCCUGCGCUCUCAGCUCUAUGGAUAAGCCCACCACCGCUGCUGCUCUGCCCCCAGGCCCCGGGAGGGUCGGCGUGACCCGAAUGCCGGCCUACCACAACGACGUCAAACAGCAGCAGCAACAACUGACCCAACAGCCUCAGCAGCAGCGGUCCUGGACCCAGCACCACCUCGGCCACCUGCAGCACGUUCCAGAAGGCAGUCAUCCCCGCAAGCACCCACCUGGUCUCCCCUGCAAGGGCUUGAGCUACGCACAAGACGCGUGCGCCGGCCAGCCCUACGGCCUGAAGCCGCCCGCGGAGAAGCCCGCACCCUCUCCCCCGGUCAAUGGUGUGGCCGGCGCUGCGCCGUAUGUCAACGGGCACUACUUCCAGCCCGUGUGGAACGGCAUCCUGCCCAUGCCAAACGGCGACUGCUCCGGACCUCAGGACCUCGCCGUGCCAUUCCUCGGGGGCCCUCCGGGGGGCGCUGUAGACUGCGCCCCAGGGACCCGUUACCGGGCUGGAGCUGGUUCCUCCAGCCAGACUAACAUGAUGCAGGGCGUGGAGUACUUGGGCGGGGAUUACCAGUCGUCCUGUUUCCGAGAGCAGAAUAUGGGCAUGAUGGGCAAGAUGGCCAGGCCUGCAGCAAGCAGAGCCCCAGAGCCCGGUGACAGUAGAAAUACUCACAUCCAGCAUCCAGGGUACAGAUAAGCUACAGCUUUGUUUGCGUAGUUAUCGACGUUUUAGUCUUAAAUAAACUGAAUGACUUAAAUGACCGCUAACUUAAGAAGAGAAAAAGAAUAUAUUUAAGAGCAAGCAAUGUUUUUUUUUUUUGUUGUUGUCAGUCUUGCAAGUGAUC
Megalops cyprinoides (Indo-Pacific tarpon) is the source of this 2053-nucleotide messenger RNA. Its product is annotated as protein FAM222B-like. The transcript has 3 exons. The record is from RefSeq and is a predicted model, not a curated record. NCBI's taxonomy places the organism in Eukaryota, Metazoa, Chordata, Actinopteri, Elopiformes, Megalopidae. Bases 151 to 1905 code for a protein of 584 amino acids.